AUGCUAUUACCUCGCCGGGGGCUUGCACUCCGCCCUCCUCGAUUUAGUCGGGGACUACGGGCACAAGCUCAACACUCGAAUGGUCCAGAGGGCCCGCAUGAACGCGCUUUUCCUCGGCAAACAGGACUGCAUUCACCUCCCCUGGCUAUGGCUACCCCGAGGCAACUUUCCCAGUACCUCGAUCAGUUCGUUGUAGGUCAAGACUAUGCAAAGAAAGUCCUCAGCGUUGCGGUGUUUAACCACUACCAACGAAUUCACACUCAUAUGGCGGCACUAGAAGCCAAUGCAUAUCUUGAAGAGCGGCGCAACUUCCCGCAGCCCCCUUAUCCUUCGACCGAUCCGGCUGCGUCAGUUUCGACAGCUCACAUACGACCACUUCGCAAGCCACAAACACUACCUCCCUUGCCCACACAACUUUUCGAUAAGAGCAAUGUGUUAAUAAUUGGUCCAACAGGAUCUGGUAAAACUUUACUUGUUAGGACAUUAGCCAAAAUUUUGGAUGUUCCGUUCUCUGUCAGCGAUGCAACUUCCUUUACGCAGGCCGGUUAUGUUGGAGACGACGUCGAUGUUUGCAUCCAACGGCUUGUCACUUCUGCCAAUGGAGACCCAGUUCGAGCAAGCAUGGGCAUCGUUUACAUUGACGAAGUCGACAAGAUUGCCAAGAAAUCUGGAACGGAUGGAACUCGGGACGUAGGAGGUGAAGGAGUGCAACAGUCCCUUCUUCGGAUGAUGGAGGGCUCUACCGUUACUGUCGCUGGUAAAGGCGGGGAUGCGCUGGGCGGAAAGUCUGAUUCGCAGUAUCAUGUUGAUACGACGAAUGUGCUCUUCGUCCUCAGUGGGGCAUUUGUCGGCUUGGACAACGUGGUCAAGACCCGACUAACAGAGAAUCGCGGAGCAAUGGGAUUCUCAUCUGGCAACUUCUUCACUUCCACAAAAGUUCUGGACUACAGCAUAGAUCCCAGUGACCUCGUCAAAUACGGGUUUAUUCCCGAGUUUAUCUCUCGCGUGCCUUCUAUAGCGACGCUUUCGCCACUCACAAUUGCCGACAUGCGACGAAUACUCACCGAAGUCAAAGGAUCACUGAUAUCUCAAUAUCAAGCCCAGUUCGGGAGCAUUGGGGUCGAGAUCAAGUUUACCAGUGCCGCUCUUGAUGAGGUCUGUAGGAAAGCUCUUGAGCGGGGUGGCGGUGCUCGAGCUUUACGCGGUAUCCUGGAGCGGGUAUUAUUAGAACCAAUGCACGAUGUGCCUGGAUCGCAUAUUCGUCAUGUCCUGAUCACAGACCGGACGAUCCGUGGUGAGGGACCUGCGCAAUGCUGGCCUCAAGGUGAUGCCACACUUUCAUUCUGGGAGGCAUGGGCGGCUGAGGAGAGGGAGUAUCGGGAGCAGGAGGACCACAAGGACUAA
Messenger RNA from Mycena indigotica, 1404 nucleotides. RefSeq lists its product as uncharacterized. The transcript has 13 exons. Gene Ontology annotation, cellular component: mitochondrial matrix. Gene Ontology annotation, biological process: proteolysis; protein catabolic process. The record is from RefSeq and is a predicted model, not a curated record. Bases 1 to 1404 code for a protein of 467 amino acids. NCBI's taxonomy places the organism in Eukaryota, Fungi, Basidiomycota, Agaricomycetes, Agaricales, Mycenaceae. Gene Ontology annotation, molecular function: ATP hydrolysis activity; ATP binding.